Messenger RNA from Pocillopora verrucosa, 2909 nucleotides. RefSeq names its product UV-stimulated scaffold protein A. The record is from RefSeq and is a predicted model, not a curated record. Gene Ontology annotation, cellular component: chromosome. Lineage: Eukaryota; Metazoa; Cnidaria; Anthozoa; Scleractinia; Pocilloporidae. Gene Ontology annotation, molecular function: RNA polymerase II complex binding. Gene Ontology annotation, biological process: response to UV; transcription-coupled nucleotide-excision repair.
UACCUCAAUCGAACAUGGAGGUCACAGCCGAACUUUCUCUUCUAGAAGAACUGGGCGAAAUUAUUGGAACUCUUACCACUUCUGGUAGUCCAUCGUUGAACAGUGAUCCCCUGAAGAAGCUAAAGAACAUAUGUAAGAAAUCUGAUGUUUACGUCAAACACGCUUACCACUUGAUUCUGACACAGCUGAAGAAGAACCACGCAGAAAUACGACUUUCAUCAUUUCAGAUCAUCAAUGAGCUCUUUUUUCGUUCCCAUGCUUUCAGAGAAAUGUUGCUGAUUGAUUUCCAGAUCUUCUUGGAACUUACAUUAGAAACAGACUACAAGCAACUUUUGCCACCACCUGCAUCUGCCGCAAAAAUUUUGAAGGAGAAAGCCUUGGAGGCCAUAGAUAGCUGGCAUCGGAAAUUUGGAUCUCAUUACAAGAAACUAGAUUUAGGUUACAGCUAUUUAAAAAGGGUUAAAAACGUUGAGUUAAGUGAUCACUUAGCUCGAAGUCAAGCUGAAAGUCGCCAAGUAGAGGAUAGGGAAAGACGGAAAAGGAAUAUCAUUAAUGGACAGAUUAUUCGUGUUGAAAAUGAGAUGUCGGAGAUGAUCAGCGAAAUGGAAUUGUGUGCUACUGAAAUAGAGAAUUGUUUUAAGCUUUUGUUACCUCACCCAGAUGAAUAUGAGGUUCACUGCGCCAAGGAAUCUGCCUUAUCUGAGCUUGAACAGAUUGCUGAUACAGUUGUUAACAAAAGUCAGGAUGGUACAGAGGUCACCAAGAAUUUAAUUGGAAACCAAACACCAGACAAUAUGGAAGAAGACAAAAUCACUGACAAAAGUCAGGAAAAUGAUCCUAAAGUGGAUACCGAUGAGGAGCUGGUGACUGAUCAUGGACUUGGAACAAGGUCAUAUCAGCUGACCAUCAGAUUAGACAAGACUGGACCAGAAAUAAGAGAAACAUCUGACAACAGCAUUGUGUUAAACACAGCUCGGGAGUUUUACAAAGAAUUGACUCAUAAACACUUACCCAUGAUCAACAAGUGGAUUUCUGUGUUGAACAAAGGUGAAGGAACACAACAGAAAAUUCAAGAACUUAUUGAUCUUAAGGAGACUUUAGAUAAUGCAAAAACUAAAUUCCUUGAGUUGAAAAUAACACCUCUUCCUGACACCAAAAAUAGUCAAAGUGCUUCAACAGAGAGUAGCAGUGAUGAAGAAGAUGACAUUGAAGAUUUUGAAGAUGUUCCAGAAAGGGAGGACAUUGAAUUUCUGGUUUCUCCGGGCCAAACAGCUGGAAAGGGUUCAAAACCACCAACUAGCACUCACAAGACAUUCACUGAAUCAAGUUCCAAAAUAUCUCAAAAGAAUGAAGCUAGCUUAUUGAAGAAGUUUGGUGCUAAUCUUCGGGAACUGGGUGAUCCCACCUCUCGUGCCACUGCUUUGUUUAAAGCAAGGGACAAACUAUCAAACACUGAUUCUUUGUCAGUUCCUGAUAAAGGUUCUAAGGAACCAGUAGAUGAAAGGAAACAGAGGUUACUUGAAAAAGCACCAGUUGUGCCAUUUGACAUGGAUCUCUAUUUCUGGGAAGACCCAACUGCUGAGUCGCACAAGGUUGUCAAAAUGUAUCUUGAUAACAACUGGGCAUCUAAGGAGCAUGAAGGUGAAUAUCUUGUUGGUGAUGAGAAAGAGGCCAGACCAACACGAAUGGUCACAUUUGCAGGUAGCUUUGAACCUGUCAAGUGGUCUUGCCGUGCACCUUUACCAAGUGGUAAACUUUGUCCCAGACACGAUAGAGUGAAAUGUCCACUUCAUGGCAAAAUUAUACCACGGGAUGAAACUGGUAGCCCUGUGAUUCAUGACAACACUGCAUCUGAUGCCACCUUUGAAACUUCAGAAAGAAAAAGCACCAGUGUUAAUGCUGAAGAAGAUAAAGGUUCACCUGCAGUGGACUGGAAAGAGAUUCAACUCGAGGUCGAAGCAGCCACUGGCUUGGACUUGGGAGGCAAAAAGAAACGAAAACGUAAAAGUCACUCGAAAGCAAAUGGCAAAAAGGAGUCUGGUCUGACUGAUAUUAAAAAGCAAAAGAAUACAGUAAGAAAUCGUUUAGGAAAGAUUGUGUUGAAUAAGAAAGCUAUGCGACGUGUGGCAGAUCAAAUGGAUGCUAUUGCCACAAAAAGAUGUGAGGACAAAUUUGCUAAUCAAUUUAAUUAUUCCUUGAGAAAGUAGUGUUACUUGUCUCAUUUUGCAAAAGAGCUUUUCCAUUGAUGCUGAUGAUUUUGACACUCAAAGCAUAAAAUUUCAAUUUUUUUUAAUUUGUCCUGACUAUCAAAGGUUUCAGAUAAAGAAUAGUUGAUGAUGCAUGAAGGACCUUUUUGUUUCACUCAGCUUAGAGAUGACUGAAGAAUUGUUUUGUCAUCAAUCAAAAAUUGUGCUCUACAAAAAUGAUUUUGAUCAGUUAUAUCAUACAAUAUAUAAAUAUUUACUAACACUGUUGUUAGGGGAUGAUCAGAUAAUGUAACAGUGACAGUAUGAAAGAAGGAAAAGUAGUUAAGUGUCAACCCUUUAACUCCCAUGAGUGACCAAGACAGAAUUUCUUCUUACAAUAUCAAUACAAUAUCAACUAGAUUAGAGAUGAGAAUAAAGAAAAAUAUCAGUCAAGGGAUUAUAAGUUGAUCCAAAACCAAAUUCUGCAAACUAACAUCACAAGAACUGUAUGGCAGAUAGUAAGGAGAAUUACUAAUGAGAUCUUGGGAGUUAAAGGGUUAACCUUGUUCAACAAGUUCACUCAAAAUGUGAAGAAAAAAUACUUAAAAUUAUCUGCCUAGGGUGAGGAAAUAUUUCCUUCACCUUUUAUAUCAAUAGAUAAUUUAUCACAAAGAUUGCAUUAUUAAGUGGAAUAACUAUAAAUAAAACAUAACUUGAAAAGGA